Protopolystoma xenopodis is the source of this 1089-nucleotide messenger RNA. The record is from the annotation of a GenBank genome assembly. NCBI's taxonomy places the organism in Eukaryota, Metazoa, Platyhelminthes, Monogenea, Polystomatidea, Polystomatidae.
AUGCAGAUUUCUCGCGUGCUUCCUUAUCAAACCGAUGGUGGAUCCGGAGAACGUUCAAUUGUUCUCAGACAAACAUAUGGGGAUAUUUGCGAUGUUGAAUUACUAACUAAUAAGUUAUUCAGUGGCAUAAGUCAUCCGCAAUGUAUGUCUCGUAAAUCAACAAUAAGCGAACUGAUCUCGUAUGCCUCCCUUUCUGAUCAGAUAAAAUCUCCGUUUGCAAAGCAAAAGGAACCUUAUGCUAGCCCUGAUUCUUCUUUAUACACUGGAUUAAAGGCUCUUUCUCUAGACUCCUCAUUUUCUUCACGGCCUCUUGAUAUUGUUCAUUCCAACUCUAUUUCCAAUCAUCGAUGUCUUUCCUUUCCACUAGAAAUAGAGAACAGUUUUAUUGCAGUACCCCGCGAUGCUUCACCUGAUCCACCAUAUCCUGACAAAUAUUUACAAGUGUCACAAUGGAGGGUUGAAGAUUUAAGCCUUUUGGUUGGAUCUGAUCUGGCAAUAUUUGGUACAAAGUCUCAUCCUUGCAUAACUUAUGAGCCUAUAAAUGUGUUUACUGGCGCUGAUAUGUGGUUGGAAAAUAUUGUCAAUGAAGUCCCGGAGGUUGCCAUGUGUUUUCAUCAUGAGGGUAUAGUCAUGCAAGAAUAUGAACUCUAUAAGACCCAUGAAAUACCUGAAUUGACUGGCUUUCCUGAGCGGGAGGUGUCACUAAUAAUAAAAAAUAUUGUAAUGUUUUUGAAACGCAACGCAACACAAGAGGGCCAUACUUACUGGCUUAUCAAGGAACCAGGUCUUGGUUUAGUUAAGCUAUAUGAUCUUACGGAAUUAUGCAACUUGGAUUUUCAAGAAAAUAGACAGCACAAGACAGAAGACCUUAAUCCUUUCAUACUACCUGUUGCUGCUCUCUGCUAUAAGUUGGCUGAACGUCGUGCUGACAAAUUAUUUUCCAGGGCUCGCCGCAUUUCCUGUAGUAACAGCGAAUCUCAGACACUAAAAGUAUCUCGUAAAAAAAGCAAGCACAGAAUUGCCGCAAGUCAAAAAACAUGUCGAGAGUCUGAUAUUGGGGGUCUGUACAAUGAUGUACUCGAAGAUGAU